Sodiomyces alkalinus F11 is the source of this 1940-nucleotide messenger RNA. Its product is annotated as acid protease. Gene Ontology annotation, molecular function: aspartic-type endopeptidase activity. The record is from RefSeq and is a predicted model, not a curated record. The transcript has 8 exons. Bases 1 to 1746 code for a protein of 581 amino acids. Lineage: Eukaryota; Fungi; Ascomycota; Sordariomycetes; Glomerellales; Plectosphaerellaceae. Gene Ontology annotation, biological process: proteolysis.
AUGUCCGACGGGCAGUUGGCUUUCCAACCAGCACAGCCUACAAAAGAGGGAAACCAGAAGAGAGAUUUCCUUCGCCGCAUACCGGCAGCUCUUGUGGUCUAUUAUUCAUCAACAGCGCAGACUGGUCACAUUGUUGUUUCUCCCCUGGCUCAAGAGUUCGGUGCGCCAUCGGUUUGCGCGAAGACGGCAAACAAACUCUUCGCCGAUCCGAAUAAAAAGACAUCAUUAGAACACCCCUUCUGUCGAGUUUCGAUACGGUCUCUGUCGCCGUCACCUAUUCAUGGAGAAGGCACUAAGGCUUUGUGGCUUUUGAUCAAGCUAUUUGGCCUUCUCCAUGCAUAUAUUCCGGAGAGCACCCAGGCCCGUCAUGGCGACACCAUGGGGAUACCGAUGACGAAGAUGGACCUGACAAGGUCAGCCAAUCCGCAGGGUGUGACGCCGAGGUCAACUGGCCUUAGCAAUGACGGUGCCAUUCUCCUCGACGUCCAAAGAUCUCCCCUGGGGCACCACGAACACCACUAUCCCCCGUCGGCUGCGGUGUUGGGGCGGCGUGAUGUGCCGGGUAUAUUCGAGGAAGAGAUUAGCAAUGGGCGGAUCGGUUAUUUUGCCAGCAUCAACAUCGGCACGCCACCUCAGGAGCUCUUCCUUCAUCUUGACACCGGUAGCGCCGAUAUUUGGGUCCCAAGCAAGACGGCUGAUAUCUGCGCGCGCGGCAGCGACGGCGAGGAGAACAAGUGCAAACAUGGCGCGUUCAUGCCCACCGACUCCAAAACCUUCGAAAGCUUGAACGCCCCUUUCAAAGUGACAUACCACGACAACACUUUCGUGAAGGGGACCUAUUUCACAGAUGUUAUAGAGAUUGGUGGCGCUGUCGUUUACGGUUUGCCAGCUGGGCUCGGGUUGCAGACGGACAUUCCGUUCGGGAUUGCCGGCAUCGGGUAUAGGCGUAGCUCGAGGCGCAGGUCAAGGAAAGUCGCACAUGACAACCUGCCAGUGCGCAUGCAGAAGCAAGGUCUGAUCAACACGGUCGCGUACAGCUUGUGGCUAAACGACCUUGAUGCCGACAAGGGCAACAUCCUCUUCGGCGGCAUCGAUAGGGCCAAGUUUGAGGGCACCCUGAAGAAGGUCCCCGUUCUCAAGACGGCCGGGGGAAGAUACGACUACUUCACAGUGCGCCUGUCUUCGCUCCACGUAUUCAGGGCCCGUGACCCGGAGAGGCGCGUGGGAGCCCGCAGCAUCCCCGAGAGACGCGUGGGAGCCGGCGGCUUGCGCGUGAUCCUCGACAGCGGCGCCACGAUGACCCACCUGCCGAACGCGAUAGCGCAGGUCAUCUAUCGCGAAUUAGGCGUCGUCUUCCCGCCCGGCAUCGCCGCGCCCCUGAUCGCCUGCGACAGGGCCGAUGGCGAAGAGACGGUAACGUUUCGGUUCGGGUCCAGCGACGGCCCGGUCGUCCAGCUCCAUAUGAACGAGCUGGUCAUGGGAGCGCCCAAGUGGUCCACCACGACGGCCGGGGACGAGGGCUUGCUCUCCGACGGAAACCCCCAAGAAAAGCUCUGCCGGUUCGGCAUCCGGAACGCCACCCGGGGGCCGUACAUUCUGGGCGACUCGUUUCUGCGGUCCGCCUACAUCGUGCACGACCUCGUUAACCAUGAGGUUGGCAUUGCACCGACGGUGUUCAACGCGACAAAGUCGAAAAUCUGGAGUUUUUCCAAGUUUGGGGAGCGGAUUCCUGGAGUACUGUGCUGAAAUGAGGAACCGUGGUUGAUCUUUAAUGUGCGAAGGGAUGGUUGAGAUUAAAGUCCUAUGUGGUAGGCCCGGCGGCCGACAGAGAACGGUAUGCGGGCCAUCAGAUACGCAGGUAGUAAUACACUGGAACGAUGUAGGCAUGCGAAAGUCAGUACAAUUGCAACUAGGAGACGAAAAUGGCAGUGUAUAAAGGU